GUUGGUGGAAAGAGAUGAAUUAUUUUUAAAAUUGUCCAAUAAUAGUGUCGAGCAACAUGUUCACAGCAAAAUUGUCAAAAUCAUUAUGCACUGAGCAUGAUUCGUUAUUGUUUAUCACUUGACACCGACAGUAUGGUGAAUCUUGGAAGCUCACGAAGCAGCCUCAAGAAGUUUAAUUUUAAAAAAAUGUCAAAAUACAGAUACUUUUUUGUGUUUGACUUGGGCACUUGAUCUCAUCUGAAAUUAAUUUUCUUACACGUUAAAGAUUGAUUAAGAUUCGUUAAUUGUUUUUUUCCUUUUUUUUUUUUUCAAACCAAAACAGGUCUGAACCUUCCAUUUGCCAGACCUCUGAGGACUCUGACAGUGGAAGCCUGUAUAAUUGCAUUCUUGUGCUUCUUUAUUAGCAUAAUCUCUCUCUAUACUUUUGACUUGUACAUUGAUGACCAACUCUCAUUGCUCAGUUUCAUCUGAAUUUGUGGAGUCAGUGCCAUUCUUUUUCUGUUUGAGAUCCAGAAUUCAUUGAAAACUAAAAGAGUCUUUAAAAUAGAUGGACUUGGCCUGAUAGUGCACAAAUCUGUCAAUCCCUUGUUUCUUUUCCAAGAUUUUUGAUCUGAGUUUUCUUUAAUCAUAUCAUAUUUUCAUGAAAAUGACACCAAAUUCUGUAGUGAUUACACUUGAGAAGCCUGAAAAUGUUUCUUUAAUUGAAGCAAAUGAUUCCCGAAGGGAACUAAUUUUCCAGGAGAAACAAAAGGCUGCGAGUCCCAAGCAAUUCACUUGGGUUCUUCUUCUCAAAGCACACAGGAUUGUGUCUUGUAUUCCAUGGCUGGCAAUGAGCUUGUGUACAAUUUUCGGUUCGAUCAAGAAACGAAUUGCCACUUCUUCGGAUGCGAGGGAAGAAGAUCCCACAUACAGAGGGAAGAAAAUAUACAGGUUUCUAAAAGCAUUUCUUGCUAUUUCAAUUGUAGCUUUGAUUAUUGAACUCAUUGCUUAUUUCAAGAACUGGGAUUUGAGUUUGGUUCAUAAUCCAUGGGAGGUUCAGAAUAAUCUUGUGCAGUGGUCUUAUAUGGCUUGGCUUUCUUUUAGAGUUGGUUACAUUGCUCCUUUGAUAAUGACACUUUCCAAAUCUUGCAUUGUACUCUUCAUGAUUCAAUCACUGGAUCGCCUUGUGCAAUGUUUGGGUUGUUUCUGGAUUAAGUACAAGAAGUUGAAGCCAUCGAUUGAAGGGGAACCUUAUGACAUUGAAGAUGGAUCGAGUUAUCCCAUGGUUCUUGUUCAGAUUCCAAUGUGCAAUGAAAGAGAGGUAUACGAACAAUCAAUUGCUGCAGUUUGCCAGCUCGAUUGGCCUAAGGAUCGGUUUUUAGUUCAAGUUUUAGAUGACUCGGAUGACGAAGUUGUAAAGAAUUUGAUAAGGGAUGAAUGCUUGUCGUGGAAAGGGAAAGGGGUGAACAUAAUCUACAGACAUCGGUUAAUCAGAACAGGAUACAAAGCAGGCAAUCUUAAAUCAGCCAUGGCUUGUGACUAUGUCAAAGAAUAUGAAUUCGUUGCAAUAUUUGAUGCAGACUUCCAACCAAAUCCGGAUUUCCUUAAAUUGUCAAUUCCUCAUUUUAAGAACAAUCCUGAAAUAGGCCUUGUCCAGACUCGCUGGUCGUUUGUAAAUAAGGAUGAAAAUUUACUUACCAGACUCCAGAACAUCAAUCUCUGCUUCCAUUUUGAAGUUGAGCAGCAAGUAAAUGGCGUUUUCCUCAAUUUCUUCGGGUUCAAUGGAACAGCCGGUGUCUGGAGGAUUAAAGCCUUGGAGGAUUCAGGUGGUUGGCUUGAGAGGACUACGGUUGAGGACAUGGAUAUAGCUGUUCGUGCCCACUUGAAGGGGUGGAAAUUUAUCUACCUCAAUGAUGUGAAAGUUCUUUGCGAAUUACCAGAAUCAUAUGAAGCAUAUAAGAAGCAACAACAUCGUUGGCAUUCUGGCCCUAUGCAGCUCUUCAGACUAUGCCUCCCGGACAUUAUAUCCUCCAAAAUAUCAGUUUGGAAAAAGGCCAACUUGAUAUUCCUUUUCUUUCUCCUAAGGAAACUGAUACUUCCCUUUUACUCAUUUACUUUAUUUUGUAUCAUACUUCCAUUGACAAUGUUCAUACCGGAGGCUGAGUUACCAGCUUGGGUGAUCUGUUACGUCCCCAUUGUCAUGUCCAUUCUGAACAUUUUACCGGCACCUAAGUCCUUCCCCUUUCUGAUGCCAUAUUUGCUCUUCGAGAACACAAUGUCGGUGACGAAAUUUAAUGCAAUGGUAUCCGGGCUAUUUCAGCUAGGAAGUGCCUACGAAUGGGUAGUCACGAAGAAAACAGGCAGAGCAUCAGAAUCAGACUUGCUAAGCCUUUCUGAGAGGGAACACAAAAUGCUGAAUGAAGAGAAAAUUCAGAGGCGGCUUUCUGAAUCAGGUCUAGAAAUGCUCGGCAAGUUAAAAGAGCAAAGUGAAAAGGUCCAUACUGUAAAGAAGAAAAACAGGAUUUACAAACCGGAACUUGCACUUGCAUUUCUUCUACUCACUGCAGCUACAAGAAGUCUGUUAUCAGCACACGGAAUUCAUUUCUAUUACUUGCUGUUUCAGGGGUUGUCCUUCCUUGUAGUAGGCUUAGAUUUAAUUGGGGAGCAAGUGAGCUGAGAUAUAUGCUCAAUGGUAAUUAUUAAUUUCUCGAUUCAAGUUUGAUGUUUUUGAACAUGUACUUGAGUUCAAAAAAGGGAAAAAAGACGGAAAAAAAGAAGAAGAUUAAUUUCCAGUUAUAUUAUGAACUGGAGUUUAUCAGAGAUAAUCACAGGCAAGACUCAAGAAUUGAGAAGUAGAAUAAUAGGAUUGAUUCUUUCAUUGUAUAAUUACCUGAACCAUCAGUGUUUCAAAUAAUGAAUAUAGUAUUGAAUAUAAAUGAGUCAUGGCAAAUAUUUUGA
Molecule: messenger RNA, 2937 nt
Organism: Olea europaea var. sylvestris
Lineage: Eukaryota; Viridiplantae; Streptophyta; Magnoliopsida; Lamiales; Oleaceae
Product: xyloglucan glycosyltransferase 4-like
Exons: 4
Coding region: 641-2656 (671 amino acids)
Cellular component (GO): Golgi apparatus
Molecular function (GO): glycosyltransferase activity
Source: RefSeq, a predicted model, not a curated record